AUGCUGCUGACUCUCUUAUCCGUCCUCGCCUGCCUCUUCAGCGCUGCUCUCGGUGCUCCCACAAGUACCGAUCUUGCCCUCCGUGCUCCUGCGAGCACCGAUCUUGUCGGCUCGCAUAAGGAGCUCAUGCCUACCGUGGACGACAGCAAAGCUCUCAGCAUCGUUGGCAGACCUUACAAACUGAACUACGAAUUCAUGCUCUGGAUGCUAGUCUAUGAAUCAUACAGUCAUCCUGAUCAGGUCGACAGUAUGAUGUCGACGACAGAAUUACUACCUCAAGAAAUGAACAUGAGAGAUUGCUGCGUAGCAACAGCCACAGUACAGUUCCGUGUGUCUCGUGACGAGGCCGGAAAGGAGCUCACAAUCACGAUGGAUUGCGGCGAAAAACACUCGCAGAAUGGUGAGGACUGUUCGGAUGAAGUCUAUCAGGCAGGCGUAAAGAAGAUCAACGAUAGUGUCGACUGGAACGUCAGCAAUGAUCCAUGGGGUUAG
Molecule: messenger RNA, 492 nt
Organism: Mixia osmundae IAM 14324
Lineage: Eukaryota; Fungi; Basidiomycota; Mixiomycetes; Mixiales; Mixiaceae
Exons: 5
Coding region: 1-492 (163 amino acids)
Source: RefSeq, a predicted model, not a curated record